AUGUCGUCGCCAACGACAACGACGGCCACCACCACCACGUCGACCUCGACGGCGUCGCCCAGCUGCAUCAGCAUCCCGCCCGGUAAAGAUGGCUAUCUGCCCCCAGAGGCCUGCGGGAACUUGCUGCUGUACGUCCCGUCCUUUGGGGCGGCGGUGUUUUUCGUCAUCCUCUUUGCCCUCACCAUGCUCGUCCAUAUCGUGCAGGGGUUUGUCUACAAAAAGAAAUACUGCUGGGUCGUCGUCAUGGGCGCCCUCUGGGAGCUGAUCGCGAUGAUCUUCCGGGUGCUGCUGACCAAACACCAGGACAACGCCAACUACGACACGUACCACCAGCUGUUCUUCCUGCUGGCGCCGCUCUGGAUCAACGCCUUCCUGUACAUGACGCUGGGCCGCAUGCUGUGGUUCUUCGACGAGACCAGGCGCCUGGGCGGGCUGUCGCCGCAGCGCUUCGCCAUGCUGUUUGUCGGCCUCGACAUCGUGUCUUUCCUCGUCCAGGCGGCCGGCGCAUCCAUCACCUCGCAGAGCAACAUCUCGCAACACAUGCUCAUAAUGGGCAUCCACAUCUACAUGGGCGGCAUCGGCUUACAGGAGUUUUUCAUCCUGGGCUUCGUCGGCCUGCUGGUCACGCUGCACCGGCGGCUGGUGCGCCAGGAGCGCCGCGCCGUGCUGCUGCACCGCCUGCACAACGGCAGCCUGCCCUGGCGCUGGCUGUUCUACGGCAUGUAUUUCGCGCUCGUCAUGAUCACCGUGCGUAUCAUCUACCGCCUGGUCCAGUACGCGACGGGAACGUCGCCCUCCAACUCGCUGCUCACGCACGAGGCCUACGAGUACGUGCUCGACGCCCUGCCCAUGUUCCUCGCCCUCGUCGUACUCAACUUCACCCACCCGGGCCGCAUCAUCAACGGGCCCGACGCCAGCUGGCCGCGGCUAAGCCGGCGCGAGAAGAAGGGGCUGAAGCGCCAGAAGAAGGCCGAAAAGGCGGCCCGCAAAGCUGCCCGCAAGACCGGCCAGAAGGACUGGAACAGCAGCGACGUCGCGUUUGAAGCGUUGCGGCCGGCAGGAGAGGGCGUCGUAGAGAACGACUACCGGACUGACGAGCAUGACCAUCAUGACUACCAUACGGACUACAGCUAUGGCUACGACAGGCAUGAGGAGCGAUACGAGUACCCGUCCGUUCCGCUGCAGCAUCAGUAUUAG
Messenger RNA from Rasamsonia emersonii CBS 393.64, 1197 nucleotides. RefSeq names its product RTA1 domain protein. NCBI's taxonomy places the organism in Eukaryota, Fungi, Ascomycota, Eurotiomycetes, Eurotiales, Trichocomaceae. The transcript is spliced from 2 exons. Bases 1 to 1197 code for a protein of 398 amino acids. The record is from RefSeq and is a predicted model, not a curated record. Gene Ontology annotation, cellular component: membrane.